AUGGCUAGUAGUAGUAGUGGAGGUGAAGAUCAUCAUAACAUGUUCCUUAGCCUUCAACAAAUUGAUGAAGAUAAAACAAAUCAUGCAUCCGACAAGACAAUGAAUGUCGUCAGCACAUCUACUAAUUCUACCAAUAAUAAUGAACCAACUGUGAUUGAGUAUUCACCCAUAUCAUGUGACGGUUGCCGAGUCAAUCACAGAAGAUGUGAUAGAACGAAACCAUCAUGUCAUGGUUGUAGUUUGAGAGGAAUGACAUGUAAAUAUUCAACUAAUUACAAAAGAAGAGCGAAACCAGUCAUUAAUAAUAGUAUUAAACACGAAGAUGUUACAAUAUUGGAUUAUUACUUUAGUGGAUUUAAAAUAAUGGAGAGGAAGGAGUUGGAACAAUUCUUGAUUUCUCAUUACAAAUCCAAUAAUUCAUCAAGUUAUAAUAAGGAAAUGAAUGAAAUGGCUGCUUUAUAUUAUUCAAUCAAAGCUUCAUGUGAAUGUCAAAUGGGAAAUAUUGAAAAAUCAGAAAAAUCAGCCAAACAAGCUAAGGAUUAUCUUUCAAAAGUGUUCGAUUCUCAUUCGAGUACUAGAGUAGCCAUUACUUAUUUGAAUAUGUGUUUUUAUGAAUGGUGGUUUGAAAGAUUGGACGUUUCCAAAUUCUACUUUCAAAUUUUAUUGUUUUACAAACAAAAUUUAAUUGUAGAAAAUUGCACCACAACAAAACUUCUCAUUUCGCUUAUCCAAAUAUUAGAAUGUGCGAUAUUCAAUGUAGAGAAGAGUAUGGAUUUGUAUCCACUUUCAUUUGAAAGAUUUCUUGAAAUACUACCAGAUACGUUUACUUAUUUCAUGGAUGAUUGUAAAGAUGAAUACAAUGAUUGUUAUCAAAUUUUGAAACAUCCACAUUUGAUAGAUUCUUCUAAUUGCAUGGAAUUGAAUACAUUUGUUCAAACACUAAUUUCAGAAUGUAAGAAUUAUGAAGAUGAAACUUUUGGAAAAUCAGAUACAAUUACAAUGUAUUAUGAAAUAAUCAAAAAUGGAACUACUUUAGGAAUAUUAUCAAAAUAUGCAACAGUAACACCAAUGGUGGAGUUUACUCUUGAUAGAUGUGCCAAAUCCAUUGUUAAAUUAAUUAGUAAUCCUAAUGUGAUAAUUCUUCCAAUAGAAAUUCUAACUCAUGUUUCAGUUGCCGCAGAGUAUCAUUACAAAAAAACUCAGCAACAACAACCUAGUGGAAUAGUUUUUCCUAAAGAUUCAAGAGUUUCUAACUAUGUGGAAAUGCUAAAGAUUGAAUUGAAAACUUACAAAUUAUUUGCAUCACGAUACAAGAUUGUAAAACGUUAUUAUUAUGAAGGAAUUUUCAAAACCAUUGAUGAAUAUUUACUUCACCAAUCUCAAAACAUUUGA
Molecule: messenger RNA, 1392 nt
Organism: Naegleria gruberi
Lineage: Eukaryota; Heterolobosea; Eutetramitea; Acrasida; Naegleriidae
Exons: 1
Coding region: 1-1392 (463 amino acids)
Biological process (GO): regulation of DNA-templated transcription
Molecular function (GO): DNA-binding transcription factor activity, RNA polymerase II-specific; zinc ion binding
Source: RefSeq, a predicted model, not a curated record